AGUAGUUUAUGCCCAGCUGAAACUCUUCCUGGAUGAGCACAACAUCCGGGAGGUCUUUCAGUCUGGUUUCAAGGCUAUGCAUAGCACAGAGUCGGCUUUGCUAAGGGUCUCUAAUGACAUCCUCCUGGCAAACGACUCCGGUAAUUAUGUGGUUCUUGUCUUGCUGGACCUAUCUGCUGCCUUCGACACUGUGGACCAUGGAAUAUUAAUUUCCCGAUUACAGCAACAAGUGGGCAUCUGUGGCAGUGCCCUGGGAUGGUUCAGGUCCUAUCUGACAGAUAGAACCAUGCGUGUAAGCCUUGGUGGCUUUGAAUCCUCCUCUGCUCCCUUGGCAUAUGGGGUUCCACAGGGCUCAAUUUUAGGGCCCCUGCUUUUCUCCCUUUAUCUACUUCCACUGGGCUCAAUUUUAAGAAGGCAUGGCAUCUCCUUUCACUUUUACGCGGAUGAUAGCCAGUUGUAUAUGCCACUCAGGAAAGAAGAUAAUUAUUCCCUAAAAUCACUUCUGUCUUGUCUUGAGGACGAAAAAAAGACAGAAGUGAUUUUGUUCGGCCCUAAUGGCUGCCGUGAACCUCCCUCUGUUGACUUGGGUCCACUUGCAGUGUUCGUAAAGCCAACAGUUUUAAACCUGGGUUUUAUGAUGGACGGUGAUUUUAAAUUAGAUAAACAAAUAGGCGCAGUGGUUAAGUCCAGCUUCUUUCACCUAAGGAAGCUGGCAAAGGUGAAGCCCAUUCUCGAGCGGCAGCAUUUUGAAACAGUAAUUCACGCCUUUAUUUCAUCUCGGCUGGAUUACUGUAAUGCACUCUACACUGGAGUCUCACGAGCUUCGUUGGCUCGUCUCCAGUUGGUCCAACAUGCUGCCGCUCGCCUUUUAACCGGAACUCGAAAGAGGGAGCACAUUACGCCAAUUUUGGCCUCCCUUCACUGGCUCCCAGUGCACUUUCGAGUUCAUUUUAAAAUUCUUUUAUUUGUUUUUAAAUCAUUGAAUGGCCUCGACCCGCCUUACCUCUCUGAGCUGCUCCACCUAUAUGCUCCUACCCGGUGCCUCAGGUCAGCGGAUCAGCUGCUCCUUGAGGUACCAAGGUCUAAGUGGAAGCUCAGAGGGGAUAGAGCCUUUUCUGUUGCUGCCCCGGCACUCUGGAACACCUUGCCGCUGCAGAUCAGACAGGCCCCUUCACUGUCCAUCUUUAAAUCCUCCCUAAAAACUCACUUUUAUUCACUGGCUUUCGACACUGGCUGAGACAUUGUUCCUGUUUUAGUGCUUUUAAUGUCUUUUAAUUUUUUACUGUUUUUAUAGUCCUGUCGUCUUAAUGGUUUUAGUAGUUUGUAAUAACUUUUUGUUGAUUUCCCAUGUACAGCACUUUGUGGUAACUGAUGUUGUCUAAAAGCGCUUUAUA
Molecule: messenger RNA, 1394 nt
Organism: Leucoraja erinaceus (little skate)
Lineage: Eukaryota; Metazoa; Chordata; Chondrichthyes; Rajiformes; Rajidae
Exons: 2
Coding region: 77-1237 (386 amino acids)
Source: RefSeq, a predicted model, not a curated record